GAGACUAGACAGUCACCGGCGACUCUUCACACGUAUUGCUCGUCGAUCCAAGAUCAAGAUGCACAAGAAGGUUGUGUUCUUCCCGGGGAAAAUCUGUGUUGUGUUCCGCAAGGGACCACUCGGAUUUCUCCUCCAGGAUCCGUCUGAAGAAGCCAGACGGAUCAAGGACAACCCCAGUAUGCAGGACAAAUCUGCACCGCUGAGAGAGGAUCUCGUGCGGAAGAAUGCCCUGGCUGCGGUCCGUCAGAGAGGAGGGGAUGCCUCAGACAGCGUGGAGGUGCUGGCAGAAUACAUCCUCCAGUUUGGGAAGUACAAAGGCAAGUCUUUCAGGUGGCUUUUGGAAAAUGAUGUAGGGUACACUAUGUAUCUUAUCAAGAGCCUCCAGAAGGAGGAGGCCUCAGGUAUUUGUAUGGGUGAAGGGAAUAGCAAGGACAGCCUACUGUCUUUUGUGAAUUAUGCUCUGAGUUUUGCAGAGAUCCAGUCUCUUCUCAACUAUGAGGCCAGUGGAGUGGGUGUUGCGGCAUCCUCAUCAGACGACGACCAGCUCGUUGGCUUCGGCUCCCGGGCCAAGAGCACCUGGAAGGAGAUAUGGGAUAGCAGAGCUGAUGGCUACGCAAACUUCGUCUUGGGGAAGACCUGCGUCCCAGGGACACGCAUGUUCAAGCUGCAGCAGUACCUGAGGAAGAGGCAGCAAGCUGCCUCUGCUGCCACGACUGCUGAGCAUGCCUCAAAGGCAGCAGCUAUACCCCUGGUGAUGGAAGAGGAUGAAGACCUGGAGACGGCGAUGUUGAGCAUCUCACCCUCCAAGCUAGAAGCGCAUAGCUUUGCUGUGCCAGCAGUAGAAGCACCUGCCAUACCAGAAGUGUCGCCAGGAGCAAAGACAGGACUAUGAAUUGAUCCCGCCAUGAUGAACUGAUUCCGACCACAGUGAUGUUCCAACUGCGGCGCUGUCCAAACCCUGUCCCGAUACAACCGCUGAACUGCAGGCAUCACCAGUUGAUGCUCCAGCCUCACCAGGUGUGAAGAGCAAGACACCUGU
Megalops cyprinoides (Indo-Pacific tarpon) is the source of this 1039-nucleotide messenger RNA. RefSeq lists its product as uncharacterized. The record is from RefSeq and is a predicted model, not a curated record. The coding region runs from base 59 to 892 and encodes 277 amino acids. The transcript has 7 exons. NCBI's taxonomy places the organism in Eukaryota, Metazoa, Chordata, Actinopteri, Elopiformes, Megalopidae.